Syngnathus typhle (broad-nosed pipefish) is the source of this 6185-nucleotide messenger RNA. It is a transcript of the gene egr3, whose product is annotated as early growth response 3. The coding region runs from base 4401 to 5648 and encodes 415 amino acids. The record is from RefSeq and is a predicted model, not a curated record. Gene Ontology annotation, biological process: regulation of transcription by RNA polymerase II. Lineage: Eukaryota; Metazoa; Chordata; Actinopteri; Syngnathiformes; Syngnathidae. The transcript is spliced from 8 exons. Gene Ontology annotation, molecular function: DNA-binding transcription factor activity, RNA polymerase II-specific; RNA polymerase II cis-regulatory region sequence-specific DNA binding.
AAAGCAGCCCUGCAUGGAGCGCCAUUGCUGUGCUAAAAAAUAAGAAGACGUAAUUGUUGUUUCUUUAUUUGAAGUGUGGUUGUCAUCAGCAACUUUGUGGGCGGGCGGGCGAUCGCGACUUCAGCUGACAUUUGAAACCUGUUUGCUGACAACUUCGACGCCAUGCUCCCCGUUUUCCUGCUCUUAUUUGGCUGCAUGUGGGGGUCUCACCUCAAGGAGGCCUCAGCAGUUCUCCUGGGCGUCGAGAAUGAGCAUUUUUGUUUCGGUGGUCUCCAGGUGCUAUACCCAGAGCUGACCGUUGAUAGAUGCAUGGUUGUUCCAGACGACGACAAGAAACUUAGAGAGAAGCUCACCAUUGAGUGGCAAACUCCAAUUAUUCGCUACCCUGCAGCGGUAGAGGGUGAGAAGUACCUUCUGAUGAUGGUUGAUCCUGACGCUCCAAGUCACGCUUCACCGACUAUGGCUCACUGGAGGCACUGGUUGGUCACAGAUGUUGAGGGAAGUUCACUGAAGAAUGGAGACUUAAGAGGGCGCACAAUCACUGACUACGCUCCUCCAAGUCCACCACAGCAUAGCGGUCUUCACCGCUACCAGUUCCUGUUGUUCAAGCAGUCGCAGGACGUGCCGCCCCUCGGCUCGCAGACGUCAAGAGGUCAAUGGGAUGUGGAGUCCUUCGUCUCUGCUCACGCUCUGGGAUCUCCCGUGGCCAGCGUGCAGUUUCUCACGCAAAACUACCGAGACUAAAGAUCUCCUGAAAGUUGGAAUUAAUUACAAAUGCACAAUUGUUUUGCCGCUUAUCACAUCUGUUUAUCCGAAUGUAUUGUUUCCUCUUUGUGUUUUCCCUCUUGCAUGCAUUUCGAUGAUCGCAUGACGCUGUCGCGUGAGAUUUUAGGAGAAAAUGGGGGGGGGGGCGGGGGAUUUCUUAUUAGUUUCCGAACUCUGUCGACGAGAAAAGGAAAAGGGCCUCUGAUAUCGCGAGCCGGUGUGGAAAGAGUCGCUUCUAAAUCAGGGGCGGAAACACGUCAGGGCCCAAAAUAGGAAGUAGGAGGUGAAACUGAGACCGCAGCACAACCGGAUGCUGCAGUGGAACUAAAAAGUGACAUGAUGGCAAGGUGGGGGGCGGGGGGGCUUUGUGAUUUACAAUUUAUUCGGUGAAGGGGACUUACCGUGCGUUGUGUUUUUGUUUGCAUUUUUCCACUGAGCCGUCAGCUCAAUUGGAAACAACUUCCAGAGAAAAUCUCGUCCGUCCAAACACGUCCUUGACUUUGACUCCAUGAACCCGUUUUGAACUUUGGAGACUUGCAUAAGAGACCCACCUGCCAGGUCAACUUUUCAACCCUUCCGCUCGCGGAUGCUUUUUCCGACUUCUUUGUAGCGGGCGGGUCGGAGUAAAGUAUUGGUUUCUAACCAGCACCUCUCCUCUGGGAUGGGCUUGUAUCAAUAGCCCAGAUUUCUGAAUCUCCAUCAAGGACUUUGAUGUUGUGGUGAUCAAUCCUUUGAUUAACCCCAAGUUUGGUGUCUCCUCAGUGGUCCAGGCAGGAGUAGGUAAUGUCUUUGGUGGAUAAGACAGCCUUGGUAAAGCCCCAGCGUGCCCUUCUGAUGAACCCUCCGAGAUCAUUGAUCAAUUUUGUUUGCUUCCUGGUCCAAAGCCUCGCAAACAAAACAACUCUUUAGUAUCCAUCACGUGGAACGUCGCUCUCCACCUUGAUGUUACCUAUCAAAUAUUAUUACAGUUGGCACGCAGGCUGUAAAUCCACACACUCAUUGUGUAACGUGCCAAGUGGAAGAGAAUCAUCACGCCCCCCCUAAAAAAAACCCCACCUACUUGGAAUGCAUCAGCAAUCCAGCCCUUUGCCAAGAUUUUGACUUGAAAAAUCAAAACAGCGCUUUUGCUUCCAUUCAUAUGUGGGCGCCCGGGUUGCCAGAAACAACUGGAUUUGUCCCUUUUUUAAUUUGACUCUGAACGUCAAGCGCAUUGACAGCUGUCACUCGCCGACCCCGGAGAAUAUUGCAAAUGUAUUCAAUACCAUCUUAAUGUAUUCAAAUGAAUGAGUUUAAUCAAUUCCGUUGCCUAACCGAGAGCAAAAGUGAUCUAAUAAACGCAACCACUUUUCUCCCUGGCUUGAUUUCACUGGAGGAUUGGAAACAUAAAUGGCACGCGAACACGCUUUAUUGUGACGCCGUUGUCUCGCUGAGCAAUGACCUGUAUCGACGGCAGCGUUGCCUUCGAGGGAAAGUCACCAACGCAUCUUUGCUUUAAUCAACAUUAAACACUGCAUCAUGCAACUUGGACUUGUUCUGUCAUCCAAACUCACCUUGAGGCAUGAAAAAAGUCCAAAUAACGUGGCAUUAUCGAUGUUCCACUUUGAGCCUUCCUUCCGCCAUUUGACUAUACGGGCCUGGCUUUUCCAUGAGCUGGAUUGGAUGGCCGUGUGACGCUGUGUUGGAAAGAGGCUUUAGCGCAGGUACAAGCUCAGGUGUUUCCAAGCAAGCAAGCAAGCAAGCCAUCCCUCGGGCUCUCCCAUCUGCCUGCGCUGGAUGUUUAUCAUGGACUAAGAGCUUUGUCUUUGGCUCUCAUUGGUUUGCAUUGAUAAACGCUAUCUAUCAGGUUUCCUCAAAUAGUGGCUCCCACUCGAAACGUGGUCCACUUGAACAAAUAAACACCUCUCCCCAAAUAGAUGCUUCCUCUUAGGGGGAGAAAAAAAAAAGCGCAAAAAGGAGCUGAGUCUAUGUGAACAUUGCGGCUAAGAAAAACAGCAGCACCAAACAGACUCCGAUGAAUAGAGUUGUCGAUACAGAGAUGAUUUUAUUUAAAUGAUGUAAAGACCGCAGUCAUGUUUCAUCUGUGCUAAUUCAAUAAGAUCAAUAGACGUCAAUAACCCCGUAACUGAAUCACGGUUUAUUUUGCUGAUUCGAGUAUCCAGCCUGGGCCAGGGAAGAUGCUGCUCGUCCACUCGCUGGUGCAACUGGUAAUCCUAACACACACACACCACUGCCACAGUUUGUGCAAGCCCCCCCAAAACACAGAGCGUGACUCAGACCAACCUCCACGCUUUUUACACACUUCAAUGAGAAGCUAUUAUUAAAAUCUCGGGUCGGAAUAUUCGCAUUUCUUUGUUAUUCCUCUGGUUGGUAUUUGGUGCAUUUGUGCGUGUAAUGUUCCAUCUCAAGUUUAAAAUUAAAUAUAUCACUCACACUAUUGCAAGUUGACAUAUACUGUUUAUUAACCAAAAAAAAAAAGAGAAGUUAUUGUGGUAUUUUUAACUUGUUUCCUUCCCACAACUUUGCUUGGCAAAAAGCAGCGCCGUGACGUUGAGUCUACCGUCAUCUCGUCUGCGGCUUUAGAUCACUUUUCCACUACUACGACUUCACCCGGAACUUGCCCAUAUUGGGCAGGGAGGGGGCGUGACCGGACGGCUCCUUUUUUGGAGUUUCCACGUUGUGAUGGUCACGUGGGCCGACACCUAACCCCGGCGGCUCCCUUGCUACAAUGUUGACAAAAUGUGCGUCAGCUGACGCUGUCCGUGCAUGUUGCCUGCUGCUUUUUCUUGCGAUACGCUCCAUUUACAUAGUGUCCAAAAAGUUUCUAGUCCUUGGAAGAAGAAGAAGAAAUCCAUGCGAUUGUGAUCUUCUACUAAUUGAAUGCCGAGGUCCAUUUCGGCAACUUGACAGGAGCCAAAACUUGAUAAUUACCUUAUUUAAAAAUAUAUAAAUAGAAGAAGGACACGGGAGAUAUUUUGUGAGGGGAGAGGUUUGUGCAAGUUUAAAAACAAAAAAAAUCAAGUCGAUUCCGGCAUCGGUAGUCUUUUCGAAAUUUGACAAGAAGACCGAGUGACAUCACGUAAACUGCAGGCAGCAUUGAAACCGGCAACCUCAUCACCGUCCGCCCCGUUACGUUACCUCCCGUUACCAUUGCCUUCUUCCACUUGCAGUUUCCACGGGGCUGUCCGGGCGACGCGCGGGGAGCCUGGGAAGCCGAGCUCUCUGUCCUUAUAUGGGCAUCUACGUCACGCCAAGGUUCCAGCCCACUAUUAAUGCCGCCCGCCCAUCACACUGAAGUCUCCCCAGCCAGCCAGCCAGUCAGUCAGUCAGCCAGCUCCAAUAGAGCAAGUACACCACCGCGACUCUUUUUUUUUUUGCACAGUCCACUGGAACCACAAGCAGCCCACAAAAGGCAUCCACGCCGGUCCCGAGUCAUAACAAAAUAGUCCAUGCACGGAAGCGUCGACGCAUCGGGCGGGGAGGAGAUCAACUAAGCAUCAACAAGAUCAACUUCGGAACGCACCAGGAGCCGCCGCCGCUGCCGGAGUCGGAGCCCGACUCCUCGCACCUGACUCCCGGAGGGGGAUACCCAUACGACGGCCCCCUCCCACAUCCAUGUCGGAGUGACUCUUAGUGCUAUGACCGGGAAAGUGGCGGACAAGCUUCCUCUUACCAUGAGCAGUCUAAUAAACAGCAUCCCCGACAGCCUGUACCCAGAAGAGGACGUCCCCACCUCCAUGAACAUUUUCACCAGCACGGAAUCUAUUAACCACUACUCGCAGAUGAACGCGGCGGAUAAUAUCAUGGAUAUAGGCAUGGGAGGCGAGAAAGGCGGUGGAGAGAUUCAGUACGGCUCCAGCUUCCAGUCCAACCGCAGCGGGCAGACCGUCACCUACCUGGGCAAGUUCGCCUUCGACACGCCUCCCUCGGGCGGCAUCGGCGGCUCGGGCUGGUGCUCCGACAACAACAUCAUCAGCCUGGUCAGCGCGGGGAUCCUCGGCGUCUCUCCGUCGUCGGGCACGGUAAGCGCCCAGACGCCGUCCUCGGCGGGCGGCAUGGGAGGACAGAACUCGGACAUGGAGCAGGUUUACGGGCCGCCGCUGCCCGCCUACUCCACCUGCGGCGACCUGUACCAGGACCAGGUGUCCUUCCACCACAGUCCCGCCGGCGGCACGGCCCUGGCGUACCCCGCCAAUGACUACCACGCCACGUCCAAAGGCUCCAUGGACGGCAGCCUCUUCUCCAUGAUCCCCGACUACAACCUCUUCCAUCACCAGGGGGAGGUCAGCGUGAUGGAGCACAAGCCCUUCCAGACUAUGGACCCCAUCCGGGUCAACCCUCCGCCCAUCACCCCUCUGGAAACCAUCCGAGCGUUCAAAGACAAGCAGCAAAUCCACCCGGGUUUCAUCGGCGGCGGCGGCGGCGGCCAGCAGCACGCUCCUUCCCACCACCCUCCCCCGCAAACUCUGACGCUCAAACCCAUCCGGCCGCGCAAAUACCCCAACCGGCCCAGCAAAACGCCCGUCCACGAACGUCCGCACGCCUGCCCGGCGGAGAACUGCGACCGGCGCUUCUCGCGUUCGGACGAGCUGACGCGCCACCUGCGCAUCCACACGGGCCACAAGCCCUUCCAGUGUCGGAUAUGCAUGCGCUCGUUCAGCCGCAGCGACCACCUGACCACGCACAUCCGCACGCACACCGGCGAGAAACCCUUCUCCUGCGAGUUCUGCGGACGCAAGUUCGCCCGCAGCGACGAGAGAAAGCGACACGCCAAGGUUCACCUGAAACAGAAGGACAAGAAAGCGGCCGACAAGGGCAACGGAGUGCUCGGGAGCCACAGUUCCCCGCCCGGCUCCUGCGGAGGCCCCACCAUGGGGCCCUCGUGACCAUCGCUCCCUGCUCACGGACCCGUCUGACCCUUACAUCCACUGGGGGCAACAGGGCCGCCGGGCCCGGGAUAAGAAACGCUACGGGUGACUCUCGCUCGCAUCCUCUCCUGUUUUGAGAUGGGGGGAGAGGAGGGGAGGGGAGGAGGCUGCGCCGCCAACCUGAGCGGAGAAUCUUCGUCCAUUCCGCCCAAAAAGCCAUGGAGCAUCCACGCCCUCUGCCCCCGGUUGCCCUUUUGUACAUUUCUUAAGCGAGAGCAAGCCAGAAUCGAUCGCAGCUAUCCAAAUGGACAAAGUAAAUAUUAAGAGAGGAGGAGCAAAGUGAAAGGGUGAGGCAUUCCUUUUCCUCGGCUGUGAAAAAGUGCAAUUGGUUGUGUUUGUGUGCUGUCAUGGACACCUUAGUAGUGGCACUCGUCUUCUUUUUUUUUUCUGUUUCAUUUGAUUUUUGUUACCGUGUGGUUUUUUUAUUCUAUUUGAAUGUUGUUUUCUCCGAUGAAUGUGCCAAAUGUAUUGUAGUAACUCAGCCGACCUUGUUUU